Molecule: messenger RNA, 1718 nt
Organism: Pezoporus flaviventris
Lineage: Eukaryota; Metazoa; Chordata; Aves; Psittaciformes; Psittacidae
Gene: RTKN
Product: rhotekin
Exons: 12
Coding region: 210-1718 (502 amino acids)
Biological process (GO): mitotic cytokinesis; septin ring organization; actomyosin contractile ring assembly
Cellular component (GO): actomyosin contractile ring
Source: RefSeq, a predicted model, not a curated record
CCUUUCCCGCACAGUGCCCGGUUGUUCCCGGUUGUUCCCGGUUGUUCCCGGGAGGAGGCGGCUCUGGGGGGGGGGGGUGCCCUGUCCCCAUUCCAGAGGUGACAAAAGAGCCUUUUUCCUCCCUAUAGCUCCUUGUGUGUGGGGGGGAGGUUUGCCCCAAAUCCCAUUCCCGACAAGCACUGGAUCGUCCCUUGGGAAUUGGGGGGUGAAUGUGGGAUCCAGCCCCCCCCAGACUAAACGGGGGGAUCCCGAUGGAGGGAGAGGGGAGGGGGCCGCGCUUCCCGAUGCGGGAGAAGCUGCAGAUCCUGGAGGACCUCAACAUGCUUUAUAUCCGGCAGAUGGCCAUGAGCCUCCAGGACGCGGAGUCGCGGCGGCGCCUGGAGCGGGAGCUGCGGCUUCGGGACGGGGCGCGGCGGCUCCUGGGCGCCUGCAGCCGGCCCGAGCAGGCGCUGGGAGCGGCCAAGAGCCUCCUGCUCAGCUCCAGCCGCGUCCUGGCGCUCAGCGCCGAGCUCCAGCGCAGGAAACAGGCGCAGCUGAGGCCCGCCCCCUCAGCCACCGGCCCCUCGGAUGAGCGCGUCCCGUGCCGCGGCACCGUCUGCCUCUCGGACCUGCGCAUCCCGCUGAUGUGGAAGGACACGGAAUACUUCGGGAACAAGGGAGAGCUGCACCGCUGCGCCGUGUUCUGCCUCCUGCAGCUGGGGGCCGAGAUCCAGGACACCCCCCUGGUGCUGGUGGACCGGACCCUCACCGACAUCUGCUUCGAGGGCGCCGUCCUCUUCCCGGACGCGGGCCCUGACUUCGAGCUGCGCUUGGAGCUGUACGGGGCGGCGCUGGGGGGGUGCCCCCCCCGCAGCCUGGCCACGCGGCUCAGCACCUCCCUGGGCCGCUCGGCCGGGCGCCGCCUGCGCGGGCACUUGGAGGGGGGCGACGGCGACGGGGGCGCGGCCCCGCUACUGCCCCACGGCGCCCCGGGUCCCCGGUUCCAGCUCCUGGCUCACGCGGUGCUGUCCCUGGCCGAGGUGCAGGAUGGGUUCCGCACCCACGACCUCAGCAUCGCCUCCAACGAGGACAGCCCGUGCCUGGUCCCGCUCUACGGCAGCGUCUGCUGCCGCCUCACGGCGCAGCCCCGGUGCAUGGCCCGGCCCGGGAGCAGCGGUACCCUGCGGCUGGAGGGCACGGAGCUGCGCUGCCACCAGCACCCGGGGCAGCCCCAGCGCGGCGCCGAGCCCGAGCUCAUCAUCGCCGUCAACAAGGAGACGCGGGUGCGGGCGCUGGAGCGGGGGGCUCAGGGGCUGCCCCUGGCCUUGGCCGUCACCAACCGGCUUGGGGGGGAGGACGUGACCCACACGCUGGUGGCCGAGAGCGCGGCCGAGGCGCAGCGCUGGAUGGAGGCCUUCAGCCAGCACUUCUAUGACAUCAGCUGCUGGCAGCAGUGCUGUGAGGAGCUGAUGCGCAUCGAGGUGCCGCAGCCGCGCCGGGCACCUGCAGUGCUGCCGCGCCAGGGCUCCCUCUACCAUGAGCUGGCCCUGGACCCAUCGGAGGACGCGGUGGCGGCGAUGCUGGAGCCCGGGACCCCCCCUUGGCUCUCGCUCUUCGAGGGCCCCCCCCCGAGCUCCCCCCAGCCCCAGCGCGGGGGCAGCCCCGCCCCCCCCCCCCGGCCCCGGCCCCGCAGCCUCUCGCUGGACGCGCGGCUCAGCCCCCCCCAGAGCCGGGUGUGA